AUGAACGGGCAGGACGUUCCAGUUCAAGUGCACUGUUCGGAUGGAAAUCUUAUCUCAUACUGGCAUAAUACAACGGACGGAUUGAUAGAGACCACUAAUUAUGUGACCAAUCUAUUCAAUAUUGAUGUAUCAGAAGUCCGUGUAUUUAAAGAUGCAAUCAGUAUGAUUGAACGAAUGAGCAGAAGACAAAAGAAACCAUUGGAAAGUGUCACUGCAUUGAGGAUUAUAGCAUCGGAAGAUGAAAUGAUAUACCUCUUGAAGGAUUGUCAGUGUUCAUCUCAAAUAAGCAUUCGCUCAGGUGCUCCACCCAAUUUCCGUUUCUCGGGAAACUUCCGAAGAAUAGAUUGUUUAGAUAUCGAGCAUGGACUAUGGGUGACAAUCGAUAACCUAUUGACAAUGGAUGGGAUCGAUAUUGUUCUGGGAUUCUCUGAUCUAUCUGAUAGUGAUUUAAAUCUUUUUCUGAAGCAUUGGCUGUCUGGAGGGUGUCCUCGAUUAAAAUAUUUUUACGCUGCCAUUCAUUCUGUAAACAUUUUGCAAGUAUUUGCUGGUUUACUGCAUAAUGCCGUUUAUGUGGAAAACAGUCGUAACUACACCAGCCCAUUUGGAUACACAUCGAUAUUGUCAGAUGGAUAUGACAUCCAACGUUCAGAUGGUGUGACGGCUACAGUACACUAUCAACCACCUUUAACUUUCGUCAUUGCAGUUUGGCCAGAAGUCAGUGAUAAUAAUAAUUAA
Molecule: messenger RNA, 735 nt
Organism: Caenorhabditis remanei
Lineage: Eukaryota; Metazoa; Nematoda; Chromadorea; Rhabditida; Rhabditidae
Exons: 2
Coding region: 1-735 (244 amino acids)
Biological process (GO): embryo development
Source: RefSeq, a predicted model, not a curated record